GCCAACCGCCGGUUCUCCGCCAAACCUAGCUGCGAAGGUUGUUCCACCUGCCUCCGGGCGCCUGCCUUCGCCCAUUCCCCGCGGCAGCCCGAGCAUUGACUAAUACAAAGGCCCACCCCGCUGCCCUUGUCGACAAGACAACCUUGAACCCUCCACCACCUCAACACCUCUCGACGACAACAACAACAACAACAACGCACAAGAACAUGCCAGGCUCAGAUGAGUCUCCCAGCAAGCCCCAGAACCGUCGCAAUCAUCAUCGAAGUAAUAACAAUAGCCUGCCUCUAUUCCAGUUUCCAACGCUCCCAGUGGCCGGUGCCCCUCCCGUUGCGUUCCCAUUGCAGCCUGACGCUGAACCAAUGACGUCAGACAAUCAUAGGUGUGAGCGGCCCAGCAGCUCCCUCAGCGAGAGCUGGGCUACUCUCAGCGGCUCUGAUAUCUAUUCCGAGGACGAUUCCCGCUCAGAGCAGACAGACACCGCCUCACUGGUUGGUCGCAGUGUUCCUGACGAUGUCACCAGCCUUGAGGGCAGGGAUGAUGACGAUAGUGAGGCAGACAGCGUCGACGUGCACAGCUACUACUCUGAGCCCACACCACUACUACCCUUUCCCUCCCAUAUGAGAGAACAAAGUCUCGAGAACAGCGGGGCGACCAUCAAAGCUCCCUACCAGCUGGGGUCAGACUCUAUUAAAUUCGUUGAGCCAGACGCCUGGCCUGAAAAUGAAACUAUCGAGCUGAAGCAUACCAUCAAGGUAUUCAAUGAAGCUGAGACACCGGAAUUCCUGCGUACUACUCUGGCCCACGAUCUUGGUGAUGGCCAUCUAUCCGUCACUGUCCAGCAGGCAAUGUCUAAGCGCGGCCUUGACCUUACCAAGCCAUUCCGUGCUCUCUACAUCGGUGCUCCCGAUUUCAAGCAUAUCAUCCUUGAUAAAAUGGGGGAUGUACUCGUUGCGGGCUCCGAUGACGACUUCAAUCAUGUAGUCUCAGGAGACUCCUCUCGUUUCCAUGUCGUCCCCGCGUCCUUCGGCACUGGUGCUAGUCCCAACUACGCUGAACUUCUCCCAAUCCAUGUUCAACUCAUUGUCGACGAAUGCGUUUCGGCUAUGGCACAGGGGGAGGGCGACAAACCAAGCACUAUUACUAUUACACUAAAGAAUCGAAAUCCGUGCAGUUCAGCCUGGACUGGCUCGGACUACGAAAUACAGUCCGCUACUCCUUGGGAUCCCCCAGACCUGGCUAUUUUCUUUAUAGCCCAGGAUGACAGUCCUAUAAACCGCAAGACUCUUUCUCUGUGUCAUACCUUCAUGAAGCGGCAUGGAGUGCCAUCCAUAGUCAUCUCCGAGAAUCCUAUGUGGACUAAGCAGAAUCCGAUAGUUCCGCUGGACUAUCAAAGUUUACAUGUCUGUCUGGAGUCCCGCCAAAAAGACACAGGCGAAUCACAAGUACUGGGGAGGUUUCCAAUUGAUCUGAAAACCUUUGAGAGUAUUGCCCCUGGACAGUUAAAUAGGAAUCUUGCAUCCCUUUCGGGACAUCAUUCUUCAAAAGCUAUUACCAAAUUGCGUGAAACUCCAGAAAAGGAUACUACAACACCUAUUCACGUCCGAGGUUGGGAAAGCUUGGUGUGUAUCAAGUGGUUACCGGAUGGCUCCUCUGAACUCUUUCUAUUUGGAACACCGUACACUCCCGAAGACCUUGCGCGCGUGUAUUUUACAGCUAUCACCUCUUUUCUUGGUCUCCUGAUGCUAGUGAUUAUUUGUGGCCCUCUGCACUCCUUUAUUUUCGUUGACCUCCCCACUCGAUUUCCCUCCCUACCUAUAUCCCCUCUCGUCGGUGAAUCUGUCACGACAACAGCUCAUCUACCUCCUAGAACAACGACAGGCAGUACCGUGGAAACCACAUCGCUCAUGCCUCUCUCCGUAAGCGACCUGAUCUUGCCUGACUGUACUGGGAAAGAUUCGUUCGACGUAGAUACCUAUAUCUCGAAGCUUACCCGCCGCACUGAGAAACAAGGGGGUGAACCGGAUAAAUUCCAAGUGCAUGUUAUUGGUGAUUGCCAUGUUAUUAUAAGACUUCCACCACGCCUAGCCUCACGGCGUAAAUCUCCAAAGUUUGAUGUAACGGUAACCAGGACCAAUCAACAGAUUCCGUUUGACCGGGCCCGCCUGUUUGACGGAGUAUAUACUCUACGACUGCCCAGGGAAGACGCAUAUGGACCUAUGAACAUUUCUAUCACCACGAAAUCGAAACCCAUCAUCGAACAGGUUACGGAGGUCGAUUUUGGAAUGCCUUGGCUGAAGAUCGCAAACUGGAAAAAGGCCGCCCAGAAACUCUCUGCUCAACUCAAAAGGGAUCUCAACAUCGCCUCUGCAGGGCUGACUGUUGUAUAUAACCGGAUGUCUGCAGAUUUGCUUGAAAGGAGCGAUGCUCUACGAGGGGAAACGGAAUCAGUAGGUCGGGCCUCGUUGCAAAGGGCACUGGAAGCCACGAACGUGAUACUAGCCAAGUCAAAACAACUUUCCGACGAGGUCACGCGGCUCACACAGGAUGGGUUGAUGGCUUCUACAGCCUUACUCCGCCAGAAACUGUCCACUGUGAACACAGAUGUCGUGCAAUUCGUGAAUGAAAAGCGGUAUACGAUCGAAAAGGAGGCGAGGAGACUAUUCCAGUAUCCCGCAUCUGUGCAUGACUUCAACUUCGCUCGGCGCCUCACUGAUAACGCACAACGAGUGAAAAGGUCUCCGGGAAUGGCGGCGGCGCAGAAACACGCGACGCAUUUAUGGCAGCUGCUGCGAUCUGGGCCUAACAACGAACUGACGAACGCUGUACGUUGGCCUAAAUGCGAGACGGGGAGACGCCAGAAAGUUCGACGUGGGAAAUUACAUGUACAUGGGCGUACACAUGGGUCUUGGGGCUGUGGGCGCCGGUGAUAAAAAUACCCUUUUCGUCUGCUUUCAACUUCUUCCAUUCGCUGGUAUUUUCAUUCCAUAUCUGUCUCUUCUGUUUCUCCUUUCUCUUUUCUCUUUCUGUCAUUUUUGUCAGGUAAAUGGUGAGGUUUCAGCGACUUCUUUUAUGCACAGAUUUAAUAAGGACUGGUUGGUUUUUCUGGGGAGGAAUUGGGGGCCUGGAGUUUGGGUUGGGUUCGGUUCGCUCCCAUUUAAUAUUUUAUGCUUUUUGAUCUUAUUCCCCACUCCCAUUCAAGCAGGCCUGCGGGAUAACAACGAGGGAAAUGGAUGUUGAUGGGCAUUGUACUUUUCUUUUCCGAAGGCUCACGGAGGAUGGAGGUAGGAAGCAAUAUCUGAGUCCCUGUGUCCAAGCUUUGGGUCCCUGAGUGAGAGAAUAGGGCAAGGUUCAAUGGUCAUUUUAACGGACGGCGUUGGCAGUGGUUUGUAUUCCCUGGUACCUCUUUUUUCUUCUUUCUUUUCAAUCAUUGACACCCGCAUUCAGCUGGCUGGGAGAUGGCGUGGGAAGGACAAACGAACAGUAUGACGGUCGAUGAAUAUGACGAUGUUGACGAUGUGGCGCAGGGUUUGGGAGGGGAGCUAUUUUCUUCUCCUUUUCUUCUUGCUUUUUUUUUUUUUU
Blastomyces gilchristii SLH14081 is the source of this 3579-nucleotide messenger RNA. RefSeq lists its product as uncharacterized. NCBI's taxonomy places the organism in Eukaryota, Fungi, Ascomycota, Eurotiomycetes, Onygenales, Ajellomycetaceae. The record is from RefSeq and is a predicted model, not a curated record. The coding region runs from base 207 to 2927 and encodes 906 amino acids. The transcript has a single exon.